UCUUUUUUUUUCUCUUUUUUUUUGUACCAAGAAAUCAUGAGGUUGUCUUCUCUUUUCAUCGCGUCUGCUGGUAUUUUGUGCAGCAAUCCAUUUGUCCAUGCAGAAACCAUUCGUACCAAAGUCGCCAUUCUUGGAGGUGGCGUUGCUGGCAUUAGUGCCUCAUUGAAUCUGACCUUGGCUGGGAUAGAUGAUUUUGUUUUGAUCGAAGCUCGUGAAGUUCUCGGUGGUCGGGCUCAAGAUGUCAAGUUUGGAAAUAAUGUUACCAUUGAAUUAGGAUGUAAUUGGGUUCAAGCGUUAGGUACCAAUCCUAUUAACCUUCUCGCUCAGAAGUAUGAUUUGAAAACAGUAGCUACCAACUAUGAUGAUAUUUCUUAUAUUGAUCAAGAUGGUAAAUCAGUCGAUGCAUCCAAAGAAUAUCAAAUGUACAGCGAUGCAUCUGAUAAAGUAGCCGAACAAGCAUUGAAAAGAGCUAAAAACAAUCAAGUUGACAUCACUGUGCGCACAGCCUUGUCUUUGGCGGGAUGGUUCCCAAAAACUCCUAUGGAACAAGCCAUUGAAUAUUUUGGAUAUGACUGGGAAUCUGGUGAAGUACCUGAAUUAUGCUCUGAUAUCUAUGGUGUAUUGAAUGAUGAAGCAAAUUACAAUGGUAAUUUUGGUCAUAAUCUUGAAGGUGAUCGGAUGAACAUUGAUCAAAGAGGAUUCAAAUAUAUCUUUUUGCAAGAAGCCAAUCGUGUAUUCAAAAAGAACGAUGAUCGAUUAAAAUUAAAUACCAAAGUCAAGACAAUUGAAUACAAUAAGGAUGGUGUCACUAUUCAUACAGAUAAGGAUACAAUCAUUGCUGAUUAUGCGAUUUCUACUUUCUCUGUUGGUGUGCUUCAACAUAGAGAUGUAGAAUGGAAGCCUGAAAUGCCAGAUUGGAAGAUGGAAGGUAUUUUUGGAUUCCAUUUGACAACAUACACCAAGAUAUUUAUGAACUUCCCUAAACAAUUCUGGGCGGAUAACGAAUUCACUUUGUAUGCACAUCCUACUAGCCGUGGUUUGUACUCUGUCUGGCAAAAUAUGAAUGCAAAGGGCUAUUUCCCUCAGCAAACGAAGGAUAAUGUUUUUAUGGUAACAGUGACACAAGAUAAUGCUCAUAGAGUUGAAGCUAUGACUGAUGAUCAAGUCAAGGAUGAACUCAUGGACGUUCUUCGCAAGAUGUAUGGUGAUGAUAUCCCUGAACCAACUGAUUUUGUUUUUCCUCGAUGGUAUUCUAAUCCUUUAUUCCGUGGAUCCUAUUCCAAUUGGCCUAGUGGUGAAAUGGAUCAACAUCAUGAAAAUAUGAAAGCGCCUCUCCAUAAUCGUGUAUUCUUUGCUGGUGAAGCCAUGUCUAAGGAUUAUUAUGGGUACUUGCAAGGUGGUUGGAUUUCUGGUGAACAGGCAGCGAAAUCCGUUAUUCAAUGUAUUAAACAAUCAUGCCCCAAGGCUAUGUACUAUCCAACAAUCGUAAAUGCAAAAAUACCUGGUCAUAUCAUCAGUAAACGUGAACUUGUUGUUUAGCUUUAGAGAUCUUUUUAUGACUAUAUUAAAAUAAAUAACCUGAUCAUCAUCAAGAGAAUCACAUUUACAUUAUUUG
This is a messenger RNA of Halteromyces radiatus, 1615 nucleotides long. RefSeq lists its product as uncharacterized. Lineage: Eukaryota; Fungi; Mucoromycota; Mucoromycetes; Mucorales; Cunninghamellaceae. The transcript has 7 exons. The record is from RefSeq and is a predicted model, not a curated record. Bases 37 to 1539 code for a protein of 500 amino acids. Gene Ontology annotation, molecular function: oxidoreductase activity.